UGCGUUCCGAUGACGUACAACGUGUGCGACUCGGUUAUCAACAUGCGGGAUGGACGCCUUGGCUGUAGCCAACGUGUGUGACGAGAAAUAAAUUAUUUACAUUGCAAGUGGCGCCUAAUUAUUCGGAGUUUGGGGCAUUUCUCGCGAGCAAGAUGGCGAAUAUCAAUCUCCGAUUCAAAACGAAUUAUGCUGUUUCCAGCAAGAUCGAGCCGUUUUACAAAGGAGGCAAAGUGCAGAUCAGCAAAGAUGAAAACUACAUCUUCUGCACAUGUGGAUCUCGUGUCAAUGUUUUGGAGAUCAGCACAGGGAAGAUCGUUCACUGUGUGGAGCAUGACGAUCAAGAGGACAUCACAUCGUUUGCGCUCAGCUGUGACGAUGAGUUUCUGGUAACAGCCAGCAGGGCUCUGUUGCUGAAGCAGUGGGACUGGAGGCAGGCCACCUGCGUUCGCUCCUGGAGGGCGAUUCACACGGUUCCUGUUGCCAGUAUGACCUUUGACCCCACCUCCACCCUCCUGGCAACAGGUGGCUGUGAUGGCACCAUAAAGGUUUGGGACGUGGUGAAGCAGUACUGCACUCACAACCUGAAAGGGUCGUCUGGUGUCGUACACUUGGUCCAGUUCCACCCAGACAUGGACCGGCUGCAGCUCUUCUCCUCCUCUCUGGACUGCGGCAUUCGGCUGUGGGACCUGCGCUCCAGCAAGUGUGUGUGCGUGCUCCAGAGCCACUACAGCGCCGUCACCUCCCUCAGCUUCAGCCUGGACGGCGACACCAUGAUCAGUUCCGGCCGAGAUAAAAUCUGCACAGUGUGGGACCUAAAAAGUCGGGAAGCGAAGAGAACGAUUCCGAUCUACGAGGCUGUGGAAGGUGUCACGCUCCUGCCUGAGGAGACAGAUUUAUCUGAGAUUGGCGUGAAGACCAAGGGCUUAUAUUUCAUCACAGCUGGCAGCAAAGGUAUAAUGAGGUUGUGGGACGCCAACAAGGCGCGGUGCGUCUACACCCAGACCCUCUCCUCCACCCUCGCCCCUGCCUCUGGAGAGGAGGAGGAAGAGAAUGACGGCGACAACCCCCGUAGUCUCACGCACCUCUUUUACCUGCCUGCCUCCUCCAGACUGGCCACAGUCACCGCAGAACACAACAUAAUGUUCUACAAGCUGCCCGACCUCACCACAAUGCAGCAGUUCGUGGGUUACAAUGACGAGGUGCUGGACGUGAAGUUCCUGGGGAAAGGCGACAGUCACAUCGUGGUGGCGACCAACAGCUGCCAGCUGAAGGUGUUUGAGCUGCUCACCAACAGCUGCCAGAUCCUCUACGGACACACAGAUACUGUCCUCACGUUGGACGUGUUCAAAAAAGGCCAACUCUUUGCAAGCUGCGCCAAGGACAGGUCGGUGCGUGUGUGGCAGAUGGACGGUGGUCGGGUGAGAUGUGUGGCCCAGGGCUCCGGCCACACCAAUGCUGUGGGCUCCAUCACCUGCUCCAGGGUGAAAGCGUCUUUCAUUGUGACUGGUAGUCAAGAUUGUACCGUGAAGGUGUGGGAUCUGCCGGCAGACCUCUUUACGACAGAGGCGGACAUCCAUCAGCUGACCGCCCGCACCACGGAGAAGGCACACGAUAAGGAUGUGAACAGCGUUACAGUGUCGCCCAAUGACAAGCUCCUGGCCACGGGCUCCCAGGACCGCACGGCCAAGCUGUGGUCGCUGACGGGGGACGGGAACCUGGCCCUGCUGGGCGUGUUCCGAGGCCACCGUCGCGGCGUUUGGACCGUCUGCUUUUCACCGGUCGACCAGGUGCUGGCCACCUCCUCCGCAGAUGGCACCACCAAGCUGUGGAGCCUGCAGGACUUCAGCUGCCUCAAGACGUUCGAGGGCCACGAUGCGUCCGUCCUCAAGGUCGUCUUUGUGAGCCGAGGCGCUCAGCUGCUUUCCAGCGGCUCCGAUGGUUUGGUAAAGCUGUGGACCAUAAAGACCAACGAGUGCGUGAAGACGCUGGAUGCCCACCAGGACAAAGUGUGGGGUCUCCACGCCAGUCACAAGGAUGAUAAGAUGGUGACUGGCUCAGCAGACUCUCAUAUCACCGUGUGGGUGGAUGUCACUGAAGUGGAGAUUGCAGAAGAGCAGGCCAAGCAAGAGGACCAGAUCCUCAAGCAGCAGGAGUUGUCGAACCUGCUCCAUGAGAAGAAAUAUCUGAAGGCCCUGGGUCUCGCCAUCUCACUCGACCAGCCUCACACUGUGCUGACUGUCGUCAAAGCAAUCCGUCAGCAGGAGACCAGCCACGAGCUCUUGGAAAAAACUGUGCUGAAGCUUCGACAAGAUCAAAAAGAGUCGCUCCUGCGCUACUGUGUGGUGUGGAACACCAACGCCAGGAACUGUCUGGAUGCCCAGGCCGUCCUCCAGGUGCUCCUCACACACCUGCCGCCCGAGGAGCUGCUGCAGUACCAGGGGGCCCGAACACACCUGGAGGGUCUCAUUCCUUACACAGAGAGACACAUGCAGAGGAUUGGCAAUCUGCUGCAGGCAUCCAUGUUCUUGAACUACAUGUGGCAGAAGAUGAGAGUUGCCGGAGCACCAUCCAGCAUGGACCAAGGUGAAGACAUGGAUACUACACCUCUCGUCCAGACCCAACCUUUCUUUGUGAUUGACAAGGAGAAAAGGGACGUCAACAGUGAAGAGAGACAGGACGAAGGGGACGACAGUGACAGCGGACAAGACGAAGAUCUAAACUGCUCGGUUGAAGACGUAGAGCAGAUUGAUGAGGUCAGCGCCACCAGCAAAGCCUCCACCAACAAUGGGCAAUUGAAAAACGGAAACCAUGACCCGGGAAGUGAGGAGAGCUCAGAAGAGGAAGACAUGGAAGACAAUGAUGAGAACGAUGUAACCACGAUAAAAGUCACAAAACGUGUCCCGGUGUCUGUCACUCCACAACGCCAGGCUCUCGCUAGCUGACAGAAAUCACCAAGCUGAACACAGGUGACUCACUUCUGUAAAAAGAUUUUCACAACUUGGACCAUUAGUGAGCCUGAAUAAUAUGUGGCAGUGCUACAGGAGACAGUGAAAAGGGUGUGAAAUUACAAUAAGGAAAACUGGCUCACUUCUCAGCAGUCUUGAAGACUUUCAGUCUUGUGCCAGCACCAAAACUAGUCCAUCAGCCUCCAGGCAGGAAAAGAAGAGAUGAAACAGAUUGCACAAAGAAAUAGCUGCAUAAAUAUUCAGGCGUUGAGACACUGCCCUCUUCACCCACAGCACAUACUACUGUGUUGUUCUGCAAUGUUGCAAAGACUUGAUCUACCAGGUUGUCAAGAAUGCAGUUUCCCUGUGCACCCCACGCCUUUCCUUAUACCCAUUUUUUUAAUGUCUUGUCUACAAAUGUUUAUAAAAUAAAAAUGGUUUGAAAAUGA
Messenger RNA from Mugil cephalus (flathead mullet), 3394 nucleotides. It is a transcript of the gene tbl3, whose product is annotated as transducin beta like 3. The transcript is spliced from 23 exons. Gene Ontology annotation, biological process: endonucleolytic cleavage to generate mature 5'-end of SSU-rRNA from (SSU-rRNA, 5.8S rRNA, LSU-rRNA); endonucleolytic cleavage in 5'-ETS of tricistronic rRNA transcript (SSU-rRNA, 5.8S rRNA, LSU-rRNA). The coding region runs from base 153 to 2942 and encodes 929 amino acids. Gene Ontology annotation, molecular function: U3 snoRNA binding; protein binding. Gene Ontology annotation, cellular component: small-subunit processome; 90S preribosome; nucleolus. The record is from RefSeq and is a predicted model, not a curated record. NCBI's taxonomy places the organism in Eukaryota, Metazoa, Chordata, Actinopteri, Mugiliformes, Mugilidae.